AUGGACGUUAGCCAAUAUCUAUUACGGAUCGGGUACAAGGGUCCCGCCCAGCCUUCUCUGGAGACCUUGCGCCGUCUCCACCAUUGCCAUCUCCUCUCCGUGCCCUUUGGGAGCCUGAGCAUCCACUGUGGGGAGCCAAUCUCCUUGACGUUGCCCCUUCUCUACGACAAGAUUGUCCGGUGCCACCGGGACGGUUUCUGUUACGAGCUGAACGGGCUUUUCUUGUGGCUGCUGCAGACGCUGGGAUUUGACACCAAAGCAGUGUCCGGUCGCGUUCGGAACCGUUUCACGGGACACUACGGCCCCCCUCUGGACCAUAUGGUGAUUUUGGUCCAGUUGGAUGGACGCUCGUUCCUCUGUGAUGUCGGUUUUGGGGAAGCCUUUCUAGAGCCACUGGAGUUGAAGCCGGACUCGGAACAAGUCCAAGAUGGGGGCAUCUUCUGGCUCGGCAACAAGGGGGGAGUUUGGGUCUUGGAGCGCCGGGAAGUUCCUGGCAAGGACGGGAGACCUUUGUAUCAAUUCACCCUUGAGGAGAAGAAGUUGGAGGAUUUUGCUGACAUGUGCCUUUAUCACCAGACUUCGCCCAGUUCUAUCUUCCCCUGCAAAUCCUUCUGUUCCUUGCAUCAGGAAGACGGUGGGCGCCUUACCUAUAUGGGAUGGCGUCUCAUCUCCACAAUGGGGGAGAAACGUACGGAGACCCCACUGCAAAGCUCUGAGAUCCCAGCCGUCCUACGUGAGAAAUUUGGGAUUCAGUUGGAGAGGGACUUCGAGCCAAAGGACGAAAAGAUCAUGCCACCUCCUGAAGAAGGAUGAGAAGGUAGAAGGGAAACGGGUCUCCGAUUUGGACAGCAGGCUAGAAACUGGAUUAUACAUCAUCUCUUUGCACACAGGUUUCAGUCUCUGUCAGAACUGAUGUCAUAUCACAGGAUGUUCCAGAACAUUCUAACUUCAGAAAGGGGAGGGGCAGUCAAUUCUGAUGUUCCAGGCAUAGAAAAAAAAA
Heteronotia binoei (common prickly gecko) is the source of this 1000-nucleotide messenger RNA. Its product is annotated as arylamine N-acetyltransferase, pineal gland isozyme NAT-10-like. The record is from RefSeq and is a predicted model, not a curated record. Bases 1 to 813 code for a protein of 270 amino acids. Lineage: Eukaryota; Metazoa; Chordata; Lepidosauria; Squamata; Gekkonidae. Gene Ontology annotation, molecular function: acetyltransferase activity. The transcript has a single exon.